Messenger RNA from Acanthopagrus latus (yellowfin seabream), 3452 nucleotides. RefSeq names its product 5'(3')-deoxyribonucleotidase, mitochondrial-like. Bases 606 to 1298 code for a protein of 230 amino acids. Gene Ontology annotation, molecular function: 5'-nucleotidase activity. NCBI's taxonomy places the organism in Eukaryota, Metazoa, Chordata, Actinopteri, Spariformes, Sparidae. Gene Ontology annotation, biological process: pyrimidine deoxyribonucleotide catabolic process. The record is from RefSeq and is a predicted model, not a curated record. The transcript is spliced from 5 exons.
UAUUAAUGAUGUUGGUGAAUUGUGUGUGUUUUUACUCGCACUACUGUAAAACUGCUUUGCUUGGCUCUCACACCGACAACAGCGCCGGAGUGAGCCGUCCCGUCCACCUAAAACAUCUUUGCUGCGAACAGCCUUGUUGUAGUACAGUCUGUUCCCACUGUCCUUGAUGUUGCAGUGCCAGUACUACUCCCCGUAGCCCGGGCUGCCCCUGCAGCAGCUGUUACAUAUGUUGUGGGUUUGAGGCAGCCUGUGGGGAAUACACACUGACAAACGAUGCAAACAGCUCCCAGCACACUGUGGUCAAAAGGCUCGUCACAUUUGACCUGCCCGCUGCUUGUGCGGCUAGCCUGUCAGCUAAAGUAAGCUACCGAUCGUUAGCUCAACUGCAGCUGGCCAGCCGAGAGACGCCCACAGUGACAAAGUUAAGCUAACUGUCAUACAACAACUUACUGCCUUAAGACAAAUAACAGCACCAACACAAAAACGUGUGCUGAGAACGACACUCUCUCACUGCAGCAGUGUUUGGGAAACUUUUUGACUCCCAUGCGGACUUUUUAUCCAGAGUCUCCACUCGACGCAGUGACCGUUUUUGGUGACAGUCAACAAUGUUGUUACUGUCCGGCACAACACGCCUACUCGGAAGGGGAACAACUUUGCUUCGUGAUCCGGUUAAGAGGAUUUGCGUAAACAUGUCGUCCACCUCUGCCUCUGGUAAGAGACUGCGGGUUCUGGUCGACAUGGACGGGGUCCUGGCAGACUUCGAGGGCGGGUUCCUGAAGAAGUACCGGGCCAGGUACCCCAGCGAGCCCUACAUCACCCUGGAUGACAGGAGGGGGUUCUGGGUGUCGACGCAGUACGGGCGGCUGAGGAGUGACCUGUGUGAAAAAGCCAUCAGUAUCUGGGAGUCCAAGGACUUCUUCAUAGAACUGGAACCACUGCCUGGAGGAGUGGAGGCGGUCAAGGAGAUGGCCAAGAUGGAUAACACAGAUGUCUUUAUUUGCACCAGCCCAAUAAAACAGUACAAACACUGCCCAUAUGAGAAGUAUGCCUGGGUAGAGAAACAUUUGGGCCAUGAUUUCCUGGAGCAGGUCAUCCUGACCAGAGACAAGACGUUAAUCACCGGAGAUAUCCUCAUAGAUGACAAGCCUGACAUUUUAGGAGUGGAGCCCAAGCCAACGUGGGAGCACAUCCUGUUCACCGCCUGCCACAACAAGCACCAACCCACCAGCCCGUCCCAGAGACGACUCCUGUCUUGGUCAGACGACUGGAGGGCCAUCCUGGACAGCAAGAGGCAGUGAGGACACUCCUGUCUAUGAGUCCAGCAUCAUCACCGCACCUGUGUGUGUAGGCUCGGAGGAAACGUUUGUCUCAGGAUGUCAGAAUUUAUUAUUUUAAAAGCAGGAAGGUAAAAAAAAAAAAAGAAGAAGAGAGAGGCUAGUGAUCAGCCAAAUUCACAAUAGCGUACAGGGCGGAUACACAAAGCAGACACUUGUUGCACUCUGUUGGGAGGGAACAUUCACUUGUUUGACCGCAAGAGGGCGCUCUGACACUGAAGGUGAAGAUGUCAACAACCCGCACCUCCACCAUUUCCACUGUAAAACUGUGACAACAGAACAGCUGACCACGAGGACAAAACAAAGAGCAGAUUGAACUUUUCGUUCGCUGCUCUGUGUCUGCAUGCCACAUGUUUUUGUUGUUCUUAUUGACGACAUUUUCUUUUUUCUUUGGAGCCACUUCAUCUGUGGUUUUUAUUCACAAAGGUCUUAUCAGUAGUUGACAUUGUUGCGUUGCAUUAGUGAGUCACUGUAAUUCACUCACAACUACAGGGCACUCCACUAAACGCUCACACUUACGACAAAAAAAAAAAAAUAGCCUCCACGAGUCAUAGGCACUGGCAACUAUGUGCAAUACAUAAAGACAGGAGAGUGACUUGGAUGGACAAUCACUUGAACUGUUAUGUCACGUUAUUGGUUUACUUUAGAUACUGCUGCAGUGUGUCUCGGGUCACCGAGUAUUAAUUCAAAGGGUAACUCUAUUAAUUGUACACAGUACAGUGUGUUUACAGAACUUGGGGAGUAUUACAGCAUAUGUAAAAACAGCAGUAAAAAGCCUUUUGUGGCUCCAGAGGAAGCUGCAUGUUAUCCGAUGAAUUGCUUCCAGUAUGUCAUUCAGUGACUUAGUUGCACUGUGGGUAAUGUAGCCGGCAGGUUAUGAAAAGCAGUCCACUGGUCACCUGAAUUACCCACAAUGCAACAUAGCCAUACAGCUUCAGUAGUACUCCUCAAGGUCUGUAAACACACUUAAAUAUUGUAAAGUUGUUGGAGUUGCCCUUUAAUCAUAAAUGCACAGGGAUAUCUCUAUAAGAUUUUCAAAGAGCCGGUAUGGUUACGUUGGUGCUUUUUUUUUUUCUUAUUUCCUCUGUUUAAAAAUGAUCUAUGCAUCUUAGCUAUAACACAGAGGAGAAAAACAGAAUUCUCAGAAUUGCACACAUACAUAUGCAUGUUGCCAAAGCCAUUACUACUGCUGAAUAUAUUAGACUAACAUUCACGGGGAAAUGUGUGCUGAAUAUGUUUAAAGUAUUAAAGAAAGAAAAGAUAUUUAGAUAGUUUGAUAAAUUAAGCUUCAAAAGAGAUGAUUUAUGCUGUUAGGCGCUUCCUGUUUUUACAUGCUCUACUUUCACACAGCCAGUCGGACGGCACAUUGUAUCAGUUCCCGGUUAAAUCUUGCGCACGCUGCCGCCUGUAAACACACUAAAAUGAGAAAAGUCACAUUGCCUCAAUAUGUCAAAACCAGUUCACAGCGCUGGCAUCUGUUUCGAUACAAAAAACUCGAACAUUUGUUUGAAUAGUGGUCAUGAUCUAUACCAUUUUGGAGUAGAUCUGGCAAAACAAGCCCUGAAACAUACACAUGUAACUGUUGUUUACUUUUAAUUUCCCUUCUUAGUGUGUUUACAGAAGCACGUUGCAUCAGAUUAGAAAUAAUUCCCCCACAACACAAUGAAGAGAAGGCAUAUCCACAUCCGGUGUCGUUGUGUCAUACGGGCCACAAAGCUGCAUUUGUCUGUUUCACGCAACGCUUUUUUCGCUGUGAGGAUUUAUUUAAGCAAGCGAACAUAAUCCUGACAGAAACCGCUAUCUGUCAGGAUUUCCAGUUUGCCAUGAGUAAGUUCGAAUCCAUUGUGAACAUUCCCGUGAGGCCAGUGGCAAAUUAGCCUGUUGCUGCUAAUGUGUUGUGGUAAAGAAGGUGGCUGCUGCUGACCGUGUGUUGUUACAACAGUCACGCCAGGCGCUGAGUGACGUGCAUGUUAUUCAAACACGCUUCUAUCUGUCGGUUUGUGUUUUUUUAGAUGCUGUCUUUUAUUUCCCCUCACAACGAAAAGAAUUAUGGGAGGGCUGUGGAAAAUUUUAAUGGUUCUGUCUCUCUGGUGCAAUUAAAGGUGCAUUUUCAUUUUC